AUGGUUUUCAGAGACCCUUUGCAUGGACGGAUGUGCAUGGUCAGCCGCAUUUUCGGAGUUUUUCAGACGGCACGUAUUUUGGCACACACUCCGAGAUUAGCGAACCAGGUAAGCUAGAUUAUUUCUUGUUUUUGAUUGUAGAGAAACCUGUUAUGAAGUGUGAAGAAGCCAAAAUACUUUAGUAAAAUUGCGUCUCUGUAGCGAAUUGGUUUUGAAAUUUUUAUAGGAUCGUGCACAACGCAAACUUGUCUGACAUGAUUCCGCUUGAAAUGGUUUUUUCUAUUGAAUCACGAUGGAUCCGUAAUAUUAACUUUAGAAUUUUGUUUCAAAACAGUUAGAUGGCUCUUUUAGGUCGAAAGUUUAAACUAGAGGUCAACUGCACGUUCUUUUUGUCUUCACAGAUUGCUUCUAAUUUUCUGGCUCUUUGAUUUUCUCUAUAGCAGUUCAGCUAAAUAAAAGGAAAUUCAAUUUAAUUGAACUUUUACCAAAGUACUCCUUCAAAGCGGUGUUUCUUGAAUUUCUAAUUCUGUGGAUACUUUCAGCGUUCCCUCGGCGACUGGAGAAAUGGAGUUUUUCCAAAAGGUAAGAGGUUUUUAAAGCUUGGUUAGUGUUUUAGAUAAUGUUUUGAAAACAACUUAUUUCCGUAUGUUCGUUGCAAUUUCUGAUAACUCUAAACUGCUUUUGGUUCUUAUUCGCUCACGCUUUUUUGACCUUGCACUAAUUUUUGCUGCACUUUAUUAAGUAAGACGAAAUGCUGACCGUUAUUUUGCUGAAAAUAAUAUGUUGGGACUUCCAGGAGGGCUGAAAAGUUCGGAAAGGGAUUUGUUUGUUUUUUGGGUGAGAAGUUCCCAUUUCUCUGAAGACUUUCGCGGAUUCCAAUUUAAACCGGAUAAGUGGAUAUUUGGUCAGAGAACAGGAGUGUUGCUUUCUGUAGACCAUUUGAUCUAAACGUCAUUUGUCUUAUUUUGAAAUUGUUUCUUAUUUAUUUUCAGAUAGAUUUCAAAAGAAAUUGAUGCGUAGUAGUGGUCCGGGUGGUCAGAAUGUUAACAAAGGUGAGCAUCUUAUCUUUUGGAAUAAAAAUAUUUGUGUUAACCAUGAUCUAAUUCUUUCAGUAAAUACAAAAGUGGAGAUUCGAUUUGAUCUCAGGGGAUGCGAUUUCCUUCCCAGCUCAAUUUGUGAACGAAUGAAGGAGAAAUUUCCUUCAAGGUACACCAAAAAUGGAGAAUUCGUGAUAACAUCGGACGAAAUGAGGACGGCGGUGAGCAGAAUGUUCUUUAUUUAAUGAGCGAUUUGGAAGAGAUGGGGGUGAUUUGGGAGGGAAUUAUGCACAGGACGCGCUUCUUCCCUCCAUUUUGUUAUUACAUUGGGUUUCCUUUUAUAUUGCACAAGGCUGAUUUGAGAUCAGAAAUCUUGUUUGGGGUGUUAUUAUUAAUGUUUCAGGAGAAAAACGAAGAGAUUUGCUACACGAAAUUGCAGAAGAUGUUGUUAUUAGUGGAAGAGGAGCUGGAACGAGAGAACAGAGAACCAACGGACGAGGACAACAAGAUCUUGCAGUUAAGGUAGGUCAAGAACCUCACGAUUUAUUAGUUUUAGAAAAGAAAAGGCCGCUGAGGUUAGGAAAUUGGCCAAGGAAACCCAGAAAAUGAAGAGACGCUGGCGUUCCGAGCAAUUUUUUGACUGA
Bursaphelenchus xylophilus (pine wood nematode) is the source of this 1681-nucleotide messenger RNA. NCBI's taxonomy places the organism in Eukaryota, Metazoa, Nematoda, Chromadorea, Rhabditida, Aphelenchoididae. The record is from the annotation of a GenBank genome assembly.